Molecule: messenger RNA, 639 nt
Organism: Pezoporus occidentalis (night parrot)
Lineage: Eukaryota; Metazoa; Chordata; Aves; Psittaciformes; Psittacidae
Product: zona pellucida sperm-binding protein 3-like
Exons: 5
Coding region: 105-626 (173 amino acids)
Source: RefSeq, a predicted model, not a curated record
UGAAGGCUCUCAGGAGAUGCUGGUUCCUGUUCUUCCUUGGGGCUGCAGCUUGGGCACACGAGGCUCUGGUGUCCAUCACAUGUGGCCAUACCCGGAUCUCCGUGAUGGUCCCAGCUGCUCUCCUGGGGCCCCGUGUGCUCCAUGGGGAGCUGACCCUGGGGUCUGGCUGUGGGGUGACGGCUGCUGAUGGGGAUGGCUUCCGGCUGGAGCAUCCCCUCAUGGGCUGCGGGACCAGGCUGGAGCUCCUUCCUAACACCAUCCACUACAGCAACAUCCUCCACUACCGCCCCAUAGCCAUGGGGCCCGUGGCUCGCGCCAGGCCCUUCUCCCUGCCCGUGGACUGUUACUACCCCAGGACAGGCAGCGUCUCCUCCGGACCCAUCCGCCCCACUUGGGUCCCCUUCGGCUCCACCGUCGCCCAGCGGAGACGCUUGCGCUUCACCUUGGAUGCCUAUGACAGGACCUGGGCCUCCCGCCUGUUGCAGCCCAUCUAUGGCCGGGGGGAGCUGCUGAACGUGGAGGCAUCGGCGAGCACGGGCCCCAUCCUGCCCGUGAGGCUCCUGGGGGAUGACUGCGAGGCCGCCCCGAGCGCGGGGCCGCGGUACAAGGUCAUGGACAAGGGGUGAGUGAUGGAGGAGC